CUCUUGCUCUGGCCCAGCUCAGCUUCGGCUCAGGUGUGGUCAGGUUUUCUCGGGUGCGCUAUGGUAUACUAGCUGCUAGAGACGCUAUACAAUUUGUGUGUAGUUUAUAUAUUCAAGUACUUCCUCUUACAGACAAGUAUACCUGGCUGAUGGUUGCCCUGUACCCAAUCCGAAAGCGAUCUUCCUUGCCUAGAUUUUUUUGCCAUCGCCAAGAAAAACUAAUAAGAGGUGGUCGAAACAUAGACAGUCUUGGUCAAUUACGAUGAAUACAUUUAGAGUCCACCCGCUCCUAUGCCCUCUACAUCGGAGUAUGAGAAAGGAAAGAAGAGGACCACAGAACUUUGACGCCUUAUAGAUAGCACGAUCGAUUGCUUCGCCAUGGACCUUAGUUCUCGUCUCAGUAUAAACAUUCCCUCGAUAGCAGCAGAUCUGGAGGUGCUCCUUGAUCCAGAUUUGUGCGCAAGCCUCCACAACCAAAUUAUCGAACAAGUCUGUCUUGUACAGCCUAGUCUGCGGCGGCUCGUCCGACGGAACGUCCUCGCUAUCCCUCACUCGGAAAUCCACGACCGCAACUAUGAACCUUCACACGCAAUCACCGAGUCCGAGUUACCAGAUAUCUUAGGAAUAGCGCUCACUGACUUCCUGGGGAAGAUCGAUGUCUUUGAAUUUCCCGAAGGAGACUAUCAUAGUCACCCGAUGACACCAUAUUCCUCGCCACCUAUACUACCCAAUCUAUGGAGCUUUGCGGAUCACCGUCUUGUUAAACGUGGGCAAGACCAAAGUAAUCUUAUUUUACUCUACAGUCAUGCGCAGUCUUCAACUAGUGGGGGGCUGUUUCUUGAUACGAAUGAGCAAGUGGCAAAUUGGCUUGAUUUGCCAGGCUCAUUCUGGCCUGGGAAUGGCAUCCCGUUGAGUGAGGUGCUAAGGAGAUGGCUUUUUAUGUGGGAGGUGGGAAAGUUCCACUUGCUAGAAACUGGAGAAUUCGGUGUGAGGUCAUGGAUCGAUAAGGAGGUUGAUGAGGCUGUAGAAGCCUGGGAGAGAUUGGUUGUGGUGAUUGAAGCGAGAAGAACUGUGUUUCAUCGAAGUGGAAGUGAUGACGACGAAUUCCGACCUAUGAUUGAGAAUGGAGUCUUGCAGAGGUAUCAAGGCGAUGGGUUUUCACGACAUUUCUUCGCAAUGGCCAAGAAGCCACCUCAUGGUCUGAAGUUCGUAGCGCCUGGUAUAACUACGUGGGACUCGACUUCUUUUCAGGCGGUUUACUCAGCUGCCGGGGACAAUAGGAGACGAGCCCGUCAAUCCCACCGUCUCGGUCGUGUCAUCCGAGAAGAAGAAGAGCAUACGCCGAUGAUCAUUUUCCCUGCGGCAAACGAAAUACCAGCAGAAGUCCUUGAGCGCAGAGCAGCCGACGUGAGUGGAUCUCAAUGGAUGGACGAUUUGAUCAUCGUGGAACGAAAGCUCGGAUUGUACUCGACGCCUGGGGACGGAUUUGGUAAUACGGUAACACUCAUAGCUGAUGUAGAUAAUCGUGCUUGUUUUCAAAGAUGCGACAGAUGCCCCUGGCUUCCGAACGGUGGCAGAAAGACGACCUUAAAGGAAAUGUUGGAGAUAUGGACUGUCUUGAUUGAGAUGGAUGUGUGGAAAGUUGAUGAGAAUGGAGUGGUUGGAGGCUUGGAAUGGUUCCAACGAGGAACAAACAAGAGACAAUUAGAAGAUGGAACAGAGGUCGAUUUGAAUCUUAUUUGGGGACCUGAGGUGGAAUAUUAAGGUUGUCGAUAUUGAGGUUACUACACAGAAAUGAUUUUGAACUCUAUAAUAAAGUGUGCAGUUGCAAAUUCGGUAAUCCCUUGCAUCGCCUCUCGCCCAC
This is a messenger RNA of Pseudogymnoascus verrucosus, 1864 nucleotides long. RefSeq lists its product as uncharacterized. Lineage: Eukaryota; Fungi; Ascomycota; Leotiomycetes; Thelebolales; Thelebolaceae. The transcript has a single exon. The record is from RefSeq and is a predicted model, not a curated record. The coding region runs from base 379 to 1764 and encodes 461 amino acids.